UUCAUGAAUUCCAUAUCACAGAGUUAGAGUACUAGUUCACAUAGUACAGAAAAAAUGGCUGAGUUAGCUCUACCGUCUCCUAUUAUUUCUAUCCUUCUUCUGUUCGUCUUCUCAGGAGAGAUUUCAAUGGUGGUGAAUGCACAGAAUGCUUGGUGUGUAGCAAAUCCUGCAGCACAAGAAGAAGCCCUACAUUCAGCAGUGGAUUAUGCAUGCAGUUAUGUAGACUGCAGCCCAACAGUGAAAGGAGGCUCUUGCUUUUAUCCGGAUACAUCAGUGCAACAUGCCUCAUACGCCAUGAAUGCUUACUACCAAAAGAUGGGAAGAAAGCAAUGGAAUUGCUAUUUUACCAACACUGGUCUCAUUUCCUUGACUGAUCCAAGUUAUUGUGCCAGCUGCAUAUUUGUGAGCGGAGGAUCAGGACCUCCACUGCCACAGAAAAAGGAUACUUGGUGUGUGGCUAAGCCAGGAAUCCCAGAUUCUGAGUUGCAGGAAAUCAUUGACUUCGCUUGUGGAGUAUUGAAAGAUUGCAGCAAGAUACAAGAACAUGGUUCAUGUUUUUUGCCAAAUACACUGAUAAGCCAUGCCUCAUUUGCCAUGAAUCUUUACUAUAAGGCCGACGCACAAUACAAUUGCGACUUCAACGGUGCUGGCCAAGUCGUCGUGACGAAUCCAAGUUUGGGUGAUUGCGUCUAUGUCUGA
Pyrus x bretschneideri (Chinese white pear) is the source of this 699-nucleotide messenger RNA. Its product is annotated as PLASMODESMATA CALLOSE-BINDING PROTEIN 2-like. The transcript has 7 exons. Lineage: Eukaryota; Viridiplantae; Streptophyta; Magnoliopsida; Rosales; Rosaceae. The record is from RefSeq and is a predicted model, not a curated record. The coding region runs from base 55 to 699 and encodes 214 amino acids.